Oppiella nova is the source of this 1500-nucleotide messenger RNA. NCBI's taxonomy places the organism in Eukaryota, Metazoa, Arthropoda, Arachnida, Sarcoptiformes, Oppiidae. The record is from the annotation of a GenBank genome assembly.
AUGGCAACAGGGCGAGAUUGGUUUCUGCUUCGGUUCUUUGAAUCACAUCGGGGUUACGAUUAUAUGCCUGCAAUGAUCGAUUCCAUGCCACUGGAAUAUCAUCAGGAAAUUGGCAACUUUGAUAACGAAGUUCACUUCGACAUGCUCUGGAACAAAACCUGGGAACAACAACACUGGCAAUAUGACAAUUGGUUCGCAGCACAAAAUUUAGACUUGGAACAAAUUCGCCAAGGGCAUGGUUUUGUUGCUUUUUCAGAACUCUGUGAGGUUAUUCAUCUCGCAGUUAAAGAUACCCAGCAACAAAAUUUAGGCUUAUUGCUGGGCAGUAGUGAAGGUCAGAUUUCAAUUGGUAUUUUGGGCUUUGCCAUGCAAGCCUGUAAAACGGUGGCUGAAGCAUUGGAGACCGCACUGCACUAUCAUCCCAUUUCAGGCAGUGUCUUAGAUUUAACCGUCAAUCUUAGCGUGCAGCCUACAUUUAUCCAAAUCAAGAUGCGAUUGUACAUGGUGCUCGUCAUAUCUCUUGGCGUGACACCUAUACCCGUUGUCGUCAAUUUGCCCAUCAAUUACAAAAUCUGGGGAUUCAAAAAAACGAUACCGUUUCUGUUCUUUUACCCAAUAUCCCUGCGAUGGUCGAAGCGCAUUUUGCAGUCCCUAUGGCUGCAUGCUGAAACCAAAGUUCUUUUGGUUGACCCUGAGUUUGCGGCUUUGGCUAAAGAAGCGGUAGCGCUUAUUGCUCAACAGAUCUAUAUCAUUGAUGUUGCAGAUGAGGAAUACGAAAACAAUGAUGCUACAGCACGUAUUGGUCAAAUUGAAUAUGAGGAUUGGCUGAAAAGUGGUGAUGCAGAUUUUGAGUGGCAUUUACCUCAGGAUGAAUGGGAUGCGAUUAGUCUAAAUUAUACCUCUGGCACUACAGGCAAUCCGAAAGGUGUGGUUUAUCACCAUCGUGGUGCUUAUAUCAAUGCAGCCAGUAAUAUCAUCGCCUGUGCCAAUGGCGGUACCAAUAUCUGCUUACGUAAAAUUGAUCCUGAGUUGGUUUAUCAACUUAUUGAUCAAUACAAAGUUGACUAUUUCUGUGGUGCACCGAUUGUCUUAUCGAUGUUGAUCAACACCCCGAAAGAACAACAAAUUAAAUUUGAACAUCAUGUAGAAGUAAUGGUGGCUGGUGCUGCACCGCCUGCAGCAAUUAUUGAAGGAAUGCAUCAUAUUGGUUGGAGUGACCUGUCUAUUCAAGAGCAAGCACAAUUACACUCGCGCCAAGGUGUACCUUAUCCAUUACAAGAUGGUAUGCGUGUGUUGGAUGCUGAAACGAUGCAACCUGUGCCUAAUGAUGGCAAGACCAUGGGAGAAAUUAUGUUCCGUGGCAACAUUGUCAUGAAAGGUUAUUUAAAAAAUACCAAAGCCACAGAAGAAGCCUUUAAAGGUGGCUGGUUUCAUACUGGUGAUUUAGCGUGGUUGCGCAACCCGAUCCACGUUGGCAAGAAGUUCCUUGUGCCUUUAUAG